Molecule: messenger RNA, 3627 nt
Organism: Harpegnathos saltator (Jerdon's jumping ant)
Lineage: Eukaryota; Metazoa; Arthropoda; Insecta; Hymenoptera; Formicidae
Product: glucose dehydrogenase [FAD, quinone]
Exons: 2
Coding region: 239-2119 (626 amino acids)
Molecular function (GO): flavin adenine dinucleotide binding; oxidoreductase activity, acting on CH-OH group of donors
Source: RefSeq, a predicted model, not a curated record
UAUAAAAUUGAGGUGGUGUCAUCAAAUAAAAAGUCAAGGCGAACAUGUCGAGCGAACCUAAGCCGGUUAUUCGAUAUUCUUAAGUAUGUGUUAUGCGAGCGCUACUAUAUGAAGGAUAGAUUACAUGAAAAGUUUGUCAGUUUGUAUUUAGCUGCUGCGUAAAGCAAAGAUCGCAGUUUUCCCGCAGCAGCUGAAUAAUUCAGUUAUCGAAUAAAAUCGUUACACACGCAACAGAAUUAUGGAGGCGUGCUUGGCAGCCAGUUGCGCAGCUGCGACGACUGAUGCCUCCUCUUCCGUUUUUCUGCAACUGGUGCAAACGCUUUUGGUCGCACAGUGCAGUUUGAGCGACACGAGCAAAUAUCCGGCGGACCGCUCGGAAGAAAUCGCUCGGAAUAGCAACAUCGAGUUUGACUUUGUUGUCGUGGGCGCUGGAAGUGCCGGUUCUAUAGUGGCAAGACGUUUAACCGAGAUAGAAAACUGGAAGGUGCUGCUGAUCGAGGCCGGAGAUGACCCCUCAGCUAUCAGCGAGAUCCCAUUGUUGUUCAUGGAGAUAUUGUCGACGGCGGAGGAUUACGCCUACGACGCCGAGUCCGACGAACUGAUUUGCCAAGGUUGCAAGAAUAAGAGGUGCAAAUGGAACAAGGGUAAAGUCCUCGGCGGUAGCAGCACGAUAAACGGCAUGAUGUACAUUUACGGCAACGAUGAGGAUUAUAACGAGUGGUCGCGGAUGGGUAACGAAGGAUGGAGCUACGAGGAAGUCCUGCCAUACUUCAAGAAAUCGCAGAAUUGCGAUUACGUUCACAACGACGAGGAGAGUAGAAAGUACUGCGGUCACGAUGGACCGAUGCACCUCAGAUAUUUCAAUUACACCGACACAGGAAUAGAAAAAAUGUUUAUGGACGCCGCUCGCGAGUUAAACGUGCCGAUCUUGCAAAAUAUCAAUAGCGCCAAGUAUACUGGAUACGGCAUAGCUCCGGUAAUUACGAAUGACGGUCGCAGGAUAAACAUGGCUGAAGCCUUCCUGUCGCCGAUCAAAGACAAGAGCAACCUCUACGUGAUGAAGUCUAGCCGAGCCGACGCCAUUCUCCUGGAUGGAACUCGAGCGGUCGGAGUACAUGUGACCCUGAAGGACGGCAGGUCGAUCGAUGUGAAAGUGUCUAAGGAAGUGAUUCUAUCUGCCGGCAGUAUCGCCAGUCCACAACUGCUAAUGUUGUCCGGCAUCGGACCUAGGCAGCAUCUGCUCGAAAUGGGAAUAUCGAGUGUCGUUGACUCACCAGUCGGCAAGAACCUUCAGAACCACGUCGGCUGGCAAGGCUUGUAUCUGGCUUACAAGAACGAGACCGCGCGACCACCAUCACCGACCUUCAUCAUGGACGAGACUUAUCAAUACUUGAUGCAUAAAAGAGGAACUUUUGCAACCAACGGUGGCUUCCAUUUCGUCAGUUUUGUCAAUGUAAGUGAUCCGACGUCCAAGUACGCCGACACGGGAUUCUUUCAUAUUCAUUACCCACAGUGGCAUGUGGACCUAAUGACAUCGAAGAUAUUCUCCAUGGCUGACGAUAUAAAGCAAGGUAUAAUAAAAAUGCUCAAGGACGUCGACUUGCUCGUGCCCAUGACGAGUCUACUGAAGCCGAAAAGCAGGGGCGAGUUGCUACUGCGUAGCAAGGACCCGGCGCUUCCUGUCAAGAUUUACGCGAAGAGCUUCUCCGAGCAAGAGGACAUCGACGGAAUGUUGAAGUCUUUGGACUUUGUCAAGAAAAUACUGAAGACCGAGACAUUCGUACGACAAGGAGCAUGGCUGCAUCAUCUGGACAUCCCGGGUUGCCGACAUACCGAACCCGAUUCCGACGAAUACUGGAGAUGCAACUUGCGACACAUGUCCUUCGAGUAUUUCCACCCGGUUGGCACGGCCAAAAUGGGCCCUCGAGAGGACCCGACGGCCGUCGUGGAUGCUCGACUGAGGGUUCACGGUGUGCAAGGACUCAGGGUCAUUGAUGUAUCCAUCAUGCCGACGAUCAACAGCGGAACUACGAUGGCGCCUGCGAUGAUGAUAGGGGAGAAAGGAGCAGAUCUAAUCAAGCAAGAUUGGUUAAAUUCUGGACAGAAGGACGAGCUUUAGAAAGGAACGCAGCUGUGUUAUUUGUCCAGCGUAUAACCGGGGGGGGGGUAUCUCUUUCCGUUGUGUUAUAUUAUUCUUUUUGUUACGUCGGUAUCGGAAUUGUUGGGUAAGUUCGUUUGAGUUUCGAGAACGGACCGAGUGUAUAUGUAAUAAUAUUUUCUCAAUUAUAACUUACAACUAUAAGUUAUAACUAUAUAAUGUAAUACUGGAUGUACUUUUGUUAGCGACAAAUAAAUUUAAGUCGCAGUAAAAAUAGCACUCUAAAUCACUUGUAUGAUUAUUAAUUGCGGCAGAAUGUAAUGUUUGGACUCGUACGAAAUUUUAGCAUUCGAGGAAUGUAGUGAGUGAAAAUGGAAAUGGAAAAUAUUCGAUCUUCGAGAAAUAAUAAUAAGGAGACUCUGCGAUUUACUACAUAUUGAUAUUUCUUAUACUUACAACUUUCUCGGUUCUUUUAUUAGCUUAGAAAUGUUCCUUCAUUCGUUUCGAUUGUCUCACUAUCAGGUGACCUUUAUAGCUCAAUCAGUUUUUAUUCUGCAUGAUGCAAUAAUAGUAAAAACUACAGAGAAGAAAACACGAAGUAAAAACAUACACAAAACAUAAACAAAAAAUAUAAAAAAUACACACUCUCACGAAAUAUAUAAUAAUAGAAACGAUAUCAGAACUUUAUUCUAUAAUAAGAAAUCGAUAAAUGAAACGUGUAAAAGAAGAGGAAUAAAAAGAAAAGGAAAUGCGUCCCAUUUUUCGAAUAUCGAGGACGAAACCAAAAAUCGCGUCUAUUUCUCUCGCUAUUGUCCCGUCGUCUUCUCUCUGGCGUUGCCGUGGCCGGCUUUUUGCCCAUUCUUCCUUCCAUUCCUUCCAUUGUUCUCUCAGCAAUGUUAAGACCUUGUCUACAAACAGUCAGGAGACGUUGUCGUGUGUCGUAUACAUGCGCACAACCUUGAUUUUUAUAUAUGACGCCACAUAAAAAUCACAUAAAAAUCAAGGCAAAGAUAAAAGUUACGCGCGUGCGUAUAAUACGUGGAUUAUAGAUGAAGUUUAACAGUAUAUAAAGAAACAUACGGCGUACACGUUCUUCAUCCUUUGUCGAUAUAACCAACCGUGAACACAGACAACUCUCAAUUUCAUGGUGAAUCAGCUAAAAACACGUGAGAACCUACGCAAUUCGCUUCUCGACAUUCUGAUGAUUUGUAUUUCCACGCAAUGUCAUCGACGAUCAAACGAAAUAUUUUUAUAUCACGCAAGAGACGUCGGCGAUAGAUGAUAAGCAACGUGAGCAGUCACUGAUAUCUACCUAAAAAUAGUUGAACCUCGCGGAUCUCCUUCGCACGUGUCUGUUUCAUGACAAUCAAAGAAUAAAUAUAUCACACUGACAUGAACAUUUUGAAAUAUUAGCUGAUCCUACUGAGUCAUUAUUACUUUACUCGGUCUCAUUUUCGAACAAGGCCAACGAAAAAAACAGUUGCAGUUGGGCGCCCGGUUGUUCGCAAGAGAAAAUUACUUUAAUCUAA